CUUUCACUUGUCCAACUCUGCUGCAUUGAGCAGUCACCACUUUUGGGGUGCUUCAAUUGGCGCCCAAAUAUUCCAAGGUCCAAUCCAGGGUCUAGGAACAGAAUGGAGCCUAUCGGAGGAAGCCCCUUCGACCGACUUCCUGAUGAACUCCUGCGGAGUAUUCUCGAAAGGCGGAUGUGGGAUGCAGGCGAUUUGCACUUCAGCAAAUCGCAAGAGAGGAUUCAGCUGGAGCUUGUUUGCAAAAGGUUUCAGGCGCUGGUUCGCUCAUCUCCAAGCCUGGAGUGGGAUGUGAUCGGGCUUCAGAGCGAGAGCAUCUUUUGGAGCUACAUGCUUGCUCGGACCACAACUUCGCUGCAGAAAGUUUCGCUGGUUGUGGAAAAUGUUUCGCGUCUCCUGACCGGUCUUGAGGCGAUCGUUGCUCAGUCUGAAGAGACCCUUGAGGAGCUUCACGUUUUCAUAGUUGCCAGCUCGGACACAAGCUGCGCCGAUUAUGAGAAGCUUUUUGCAAUGCUCCAGGCAUGCCCUAAGCUGGCGGUGUUGGAGCUUGUCCUCUUUCGAUCAAAGGUGGAUUUGGACUUCGUGAAACCUCUCAAACCUUAUCAAUCUCUUCGGCUUUUGCUUCUAGAUGGCUUCCGCGUUCACGAAUCUGCUCUAAAUGCUCUCCUUGAGACCUUUCCUUUGCUGAGAAACCAGAAAUUUGAAAAGCCGAUGAACCUGUUCAACUUUACGGGUCCUGGAAUUGAAGAACCUUCUUGGUCGAACCUGUUCUGGUGGGACAGCAAGAGCGGGGUGACACAAUGUGUGGCUCCUGUGCCAAGGACUCCGAGGCUGGUGCUGAUGAUCAUUGAAAGAGAACCAAGGACACAUGCCUUGGACAAACUGAAAGGGCUUAUGGUAGGCUGUAGGGCCGCAAGGGUUGCAAGCAACCUGCCGGGGUACCUCGACGUGUUGGUUGCUCUCAUGACGCAUGACAAUCAGAGCAUCCGAAGGUUUGCCGGGCAUACGCUCUUCCAUAUUGUCAACGAUGAUGACACACGGAAGGUCCUUACAAGGGUGGGAACUGCCGUGGAGGGGCUUCUGGAGUAUUGUGGACAAUCAGACCUGGGGGCGCAACUUCGGCAAAGGAUUGCGCUGAAGAUACUGGGGCUGCUUGCAUGUGAUGGUCAAAGCAAGGAGGCCACGGCAGCGUUUCUUCAGCGAGUAGAAGUGUUGAACAGUCUUCUGGAAAAGGGCACUUUGGACGAGGUAGAGGACGCCAUGUUCCAAGUCGAUACGAUCACGGAGGACUUGGGGCCUCGCAGACUGAUUGCUCGAAUGCCCAGCUUUAUGAAAGCGCUUGUUUUCUGUAUGGCUUCUAGACCCGAGGAAAAGGCACGAGAGUUAGGGGCAUUCCGAUUACAAUGCAUGGCGGAAGAUGAGAAACUCUUGCAGGAAAUAGCCAGUGGACCAGAGUGCCUGCAGGCGCUGCUUUCGGUUCUGAACUCUGGAUCCGAGGAUGUGCUCGCAACGGUCGCAGCUGUGCUAUGCAACCUCGCAAGCAAUCCCAUGGCCAGGGAAGUCAUUGCCGUGGUGCCAAGGGCCUUGCCAUGGUUGGUUAUCUUGUGUUAG
Molecule: messenger RNA, 1608 nt
Organism: Klebsormidium nitens
Lineage: Eukaryota; Viridiplantae; Streptophyta; Klebsormidiophyceae; Klebsormidiales; Klebsormidiaceae
Source: the annotation of a GenBank genome assembly